Molecule: messenger RNA, 1641 nt
Organism: Cataglyphis hispanica
Lineage: Eukaryota; Metazoa; Arthropoda; Insecta; Hymenoptera; Formicidae
Product: RNA-binding protein 1-like
Exons: 6
Coding region: 174-665 (163 amino acids)
Biological process (GO): mRNA splicing, via spliceosome
Cellular component (GO): nuclear speck
Molecular function (GO): RNA binding
Source: RefSeq, a predicted model, not a curated record
GCGGUUAAGGUGGGAGGCUGGUUUGGAGUUAGGUGGCUCGUUUGAUAGUCGCCAUUUUGUGACAUUUCUACGCAUUUCUACGCGAUCUACGUGUAUCGUGUGAUAAACGAACGUGUGCGUUGUACCAGCUGGUCGUGCUGAUUCUUUCAACAACAACUCUUGCAAGGUAAAAAAUGUCGCGCUACCGUGAGUGGGAUCUAUCCUGCAAGGUUUAUGUUGGUAAUCUGGGUAGUAGCGCUAGCAAACAUGAAAUAGAGGGUAAGUUUAGUAAGUAUGGUCCACUGAGAAAUGUGUGGGUAGCCAGAAAUCCACCUGGUUUCGCAUUUGUGGAAUUUGAAGACCCACGAGAUGCUGAAGACGCAGUGAGAGGACUAGAUGGAAUACACUUGUGUGGCACCAGAGUGCGAGUAGAAAUGUCGUCUGGAAGAAGUCGACGAGGCGGUGGUGGGCGCAGACCUGGUCCUAGAUAUUCCAGGUCUAGAUUCUGCAGUCCUUGUAAGAAAUCCUUGGAUCAUUACCAGAGGUCUUGGUCGAGAAGCCCACGAAGAUCGCCGAUUAAUCGCUACUCCAGGUCGAGGUCUCGCAGUCCCCGCAGGAGAUCAUUGACUCGGAGCCGCAGCCGCGAUCGCCGUUCACGUUCGGACUCCCGCGACAGACGGUAUUAAUAUAUUAAUCCUGCUAAUUAAAAAAAAAGAAAAAUUAUUCCUUCCAAUAAACAAAAAACAUAAAGGGAAACAAAACAAGAGAACCAGAAAAAAUUAAUGCAACAGUAAAGAAACAUUUCAACGCUCGAACACGCCUCUGAGGGGACGAGGGCUUUUGUGUGAAAUUGACGUGAUUGGAUAUGUGGAUAAAAAAAUAUCCUGUCAUUGUGUGACAUGGCAAGAAUUCCGCAUUCGUGUGAUCAAAAUUUAUCGCAGACAGCAAUGUCCUUUCUUGCGAUAAGAGCGAAAAGAGCAAAAAAAGACACGAAAAAGUUUACCAAGAUUCUUUUUUUUCUAAGCUUUGUAUUUUUUAUCUAAUUACAGUUAGAUCCUAAAAGUUCGGGAGAAAGAGAGAGAGAGAGAAAAAGAGAAAGAAAAAACGGAUCAACUGGACGGAAGACAGAAAUAAAGAUGAAAAAUAGAGCGAGAGACAAUGCCGUAAAAAUUAAUUGUUAACCACACAUACAUGUAUACACGCGCGCUCGCGUUUGGAACUAUGAAUGAUUAUGAUAAAAAUGUGACAAAAAAAAAUAGCGGAAGCUAUCGAAUGAAUUUUGUGAAUAACGCGAGUUUAGUAUAUAAGUCGUAUUCUCCUCGUAAGUUUACUACUAUAUAACGUGUAAACACAUAUACACUCAGCCAAAUUAUACUGUUGCACAUACAUACAAUUACAUAUAUUAUAUCACGAACAAUUACGUACGUCAAAUUGAUCGUUUGAUUAUGUCUGAUUAUGCUAUGUACAAAAUAAAUUCGAUCAUUACUUUUUUUGUAAGGUUCUUAAUUGUUAUUAAUGAUUAUUGAUUAUCUGAGGAAAAUGCGAGAAGAAAGCGAAAAUUUAGUUAUAUUUGAAUUAUUUUGUAUUUAGUUUUCGGAAUUUAAGAUACGACACGAAUAAAUUUGUAGAUACUAAUAAAAAAAUAAAAUCGCAAUGCUAGUA